CUGUCUCGUGUUAUUAUGUCUUUAUCCUUCUCACCGCUCUACAUGUUCAGACACAAUAUAUUUUCACAGCUAGAAGAAUAACAAUUCUGUUGACAUUUUCGGUGCGGUUGGCUAUCGUUUGGGAUUUGAGGAAGUGCAGUAACGUUACAUUUCCCCAUAAGGUAUAUCUAAAGGUAGCAGUCUUCACGUCAGGUAAAACUCACUUAAAUCAAUAGUCCUGCUUCAUUUCUCCCAGUAGCUCUUAAGUUACCUUGCGCUAACUUCUAUGGUUGAGUUUGGGUUAUAGCUGAACUGACAACGUAACAUCAAUUUAUCAAUCAGUAUUUGGAAAUAAAACUAUUUAGCAGCCACUAUGAUUUAUCGUUUGAAGAAGCUUAUUUCAUCACCUUAAACGGAAUUGCUAAUAUUAUCUCUCUUGUCUCUUUGUGUGCCUGUGUUAGGUUUCAUAUAUUAAUGCAGCAAUGUGAUAACAAUCAUUAAUUAUCAGAAAUUGGGCAGCUGUUGAUUAGACAUUUUUAAUAUGUGGAAAUAAUCAGAAUGUCCUUGAUUGAGAUGAGACAUCUUCAAAUGAAUUGAUUUGUGUAAUUAACCAUAUAUUAAUAUAUAUAUAAUCAAAUUAAAAAGACCAAAGAAACCAGCUAAUCGCCACAAAAAAAGCUGAAAAACGUAUAUUUGGUAUUUUUGUUUGAGAAAUAACUGAUAAUUUGAUGUGAUUUCAUUGUCAAAAAUAUUUUGAAAAAUUAAUUCAAUUGGCACAAAAACAACUUUUUAUUUGUUAUUUGUGUCCUCCUAAAUUAGUGGAAACUUUUAAGAUCGACACAAUCUGCUUGCUCUUGAUCUUCAAAACCCUCAGAAGUUGGUAUCUGCUGUGUGUCUUUGUGGUGCAGUAUCCACAAAGUCAGUAGAUGGCAGAAUAGCACUUCCUCGCUGCAGUCAGUAUUUUUGGAUCAGCCAAAGCGGGGUAAAGUUUACGACCGUGUUGUCUGACCUCGGUUUGUGUAAAGCAUUUUGGUAACUGCAGUGAUUUCACCUCUAUGUGUGAAGGAAAAUGAAUCUGGAAACCGCUGAGGAGAAUCCAGGACACAAGGAGAGCAGGUUUUAUCAGUGUUUUCCUUUGCUUUCUUCAAGGCUCCUGGUCUCUCCUCGCUGAUGGGUGUGGACAGAGACUUCUCUCGUCCCUCUGAAAGACGACUAGACAUUCUGAAGCCAAGACUCAAAAACAAUCAGCAUGGACCCGUCCGACCAGAAGCACUUCACAGCCGUGGACUAUGUGAUAUUUGCGGUCUUGCUUGCUGCCUCUAUGGGCAUCGGGCUGUACCACGCUCUCUCAGGCGGGCGCCAGCGCACCACGCAGGAGUUCUUGAUGGCGGACAGGAGCAUGAGCUGUCUCCCCGUUUCGCUGUCACUCAUCGCCUCAUUCCAGUCGGCUGUGGCCAUUAUCGGCGUGCCGGCAGAAAUCUAUACUCAUGGUACUCAGUACUGGUUCAUCGGCUGUGCCUACUUUCUCGGCCUCCUCAUUCCUGCCCACGUUUUCAUUCCUGUGUUGUACAAACUGCGGCUCUCCAGUACCUACGAGUAUCUUGAAUUGCGCUUCAGCAAAGCAGUGCGUAUCUGUGGAACUUUGACCUUCAUCUUUCAGACAGUUGUCUACAUGGGAGUUUGUGUGUACACUCCUGCCUUUGCACUAAAUGCAGUUACUGGAUUUGAGCUAUGGGGGGCAGUGCUGGCUACUGGACUAGCGUGCACGUUGUACACAACAAUGGGCGGUUUGAAGGCUGUCAUCUGGACAGACGUCUUUCAGACUGCUGUGAUGUUUGCAGGGCAGCUGGCUGUCAUCGUGGUGGGAGUGAAUCAGACCGGAGGAGCGUCUGAAGUCUGGAGGAAAGUCUGGGAGGGAAACCGCAUCUCUGCUCUCAACCUAAACCCAGAUCCUACGGAGAGACACACCUUCUGGACUCUGGGCGUUGGCGGCGUCUUCCUCAUGCUGUCCCUGUAUGGAGUCAACCAGGCUCAGGUCCAACGAUAUCUCAGCGCCCGCACAGAGAAAGAGGCUGUCAGGUCUUGCUACAUGGCGUUUCCCUCCCUGCAGUUGUCUCUGGCUCUGAGCUGUGUGAUGGGACUGGUCAUGUUUGCACGUUACUGUGGAGAGGAUCACUCGGCCAUGCUGCCCACGUCUUCAAAUCAGAUGAACCUCACCUCCGAUGCGAUGGUGAUAUACUUUGUGAUGGAUAUGCUGGAGGGUUUUCCUGGUCUACCUGGACUCUUUGUUGCCUGCUUGUUCAGUGCAGCUCUCAGCACCAUCUCUUCUGCUUUUAACUCCUUGGCCACUGUGACUAUGGAAGAUCUCGUCAAACCUCAUGUCCCCGCCAUGACCGAAGCAAGAGCCACCCUGGUGUCCAAAGCCUUAGCUAUGUCCUACGGGCUGCUGUGUCUGGCUAUGGCCUAUCUCACUCACCUAAUGGACGUUUCCGUUCUCAAUGUGGCUUUGAAGCUCUUCGGUAUGGUCGGCGGUCCUGUCCUUGGUCUGUUUUGUCUCGGGAUGUUCUUCCCGUGGGCCAACCCCACUGGAGCAAUGGCGGGUCUGGGAGCCGGUCUGGCUUUGUCUUUCUGGGUCGGCAUCGGGAGCAUCUUCAACCGGAGCUCCGGCGCGAGGCCGCUGUCAGCCGGCUGCAGAGCCGCGCUGCUGUCGGACAACAGCACGUCCGCCGUCCACACUGCACUCGACAAUCUCACUCUCAGCAAACCGUCUGGGCUGAACAGAUUUUAUUCGUUGUCCUACAUGUGGUACAGUGCUUUCAGCUGCUUCGCAGUCAUUCUGAUCGGCCUGAUCAUCAGCUUCCUCACAGGCCCUAUGAAAGAAGAGGAUGUGACACCAGGGACAAUCUAUCCUGUGUUUGGGAAACUGCUCUGUUUCCUACCUGAACACCUCAAAAAGAAGCUCUGCUGCGUGACUCCUCGAGGACCGACGCUCUCAGCGCCACGAUGUAAAGAGGGCAAUGGACUGGUCUUAGCACAAGAGGACGGGACAUCACACGAAGAGCUGGACAGGUUUCUUCCUGAAGUUCAAGCAGCUUUUGUGGAGCACGAAACGACUGUGUGACAUCACAGUUUAACAUUGCGCGGGUUGAAAAGAAACCUUUUCUAUUUCUCACUUUUAUGCCUUUUUCUUUGUGAUGAGAAAAAAAGAAGUGAAUUUGCACUCUCAAAUGCUGCACUAAAGUCAAAGCUAAAACUGUCUAGUCAAUAAAGGAGUAGUUAUAAUGUUACAGAUGCAGUUUAUAUGCAGUUUUUAUAAGGUGUACGGUCAUUAACUUACAAUCUCUUCUCCUUGUGUGUGUGUGUACAUGUAAAAAAAAAGAAGAACACUAUAUCAGAAAUGUUUAAGUUCUGUUACUUUUUUUUAUACCAGUAUUGAUUUUGUUCUUGACAAAUAUUUAAGGCAACUGCAGCUGUAUAAAUGGUGCAGGGUGAGAAGACUCAAUUGUUAACAAUGUAUGAGUAAAUUUUAUCUGUAUUGCAUCAAACACUGGAAAGGAUUAAAGACUUUGUAAUCAUC
This is a messenger RNA of Gasterosteus aculeatus aculeatus (three-spined stickleback), 3556 nucleotides long. RefSeq names its product solute carrier family 5 member 6 (gene slc5a6b). Lineage: Eukaryota; Metazoa; Chordata; Actinopteri; Perciformes; Gasterosteidae. Gene Ontology annotation, biological process: transmembrane transport; sodium ion transport. The record is from RefSeq and is a predicted model, not a curated record. Gene Ontology annotation, molecular function: symporter activity. Gene Ontology annotation, cellular component: membrane.